AAUCCAGAGGCAGUCUGGCUUUAAGACAUGUGAUACAGUCUGUACACCCAGCAAGGCUGGAGAGGAGCAUUUGAUUCUUAGCGCUGGCUGAGGGGGACUCAGUGAUGCUCAGAGGCUGCCUCUCACUGGAAGGAUGCGGACGGUGAAAGGAGAGAUUCCUCUACAGUUAAUUAAGGUGCACUUCGCACGUGCCUAUAAAUGCACAGGCGCAAAUUAAUUCAGUGUGAGUGGAAGCAGCUCCUCAAGACGAUGCAGUGAUAUUUCAAAGGUGGAAUUGAAAGAGGUGUAAAUCUGCAUCCUGACUCCAGCUUGACGGUAAUUUCAGAAUCACUGGACUGUUGCUAUCAAAGUGCGGAGUAGUGAGGCAAAGACAGUGGAGUUUCCUCUUUCAGACAAAUUCACAUGUUACUGGAUGGGAUGAUCAUCAUCAGCACCAUGGAUGGAUUUAAUUCAAUCUGCUGAGAUAUUUAAAUACUCUCGUGUGGCUUGUUCAGAUGUGCCCUGUCAUGUCCUGGCUGCUGUGCCUGUGCCUCUGGGUCAGUGUAUCUGCUAUUCAGCUGUGUCAGGCCACUUUCUAUGACACCGUCCAACAGCACCAUGGGACACGGCCUGGACGAACUACCAUUCACAUGAUUGAGGGAGGCACAUGUGAAGUAAUUGCUGCUCAUCGAUGCUGUAAUAAAAAUCGGAUAGAGGAACGGUCACAAACAGUCAAGUGUUCUUGUCUGCCGGGGAAGGUGGCUGGAACCACCCGAAACAGACCUUCAUGUGUUGAUGCGUCCAUAGUAAUUGGGAAGUGGUGGUGUGAGAUGGAGCCUUGCCUGGAGGGAGAGGAAUGCAAGACGCUCCCUGACAACUCAGGCUGGAUGUGCUAUGCUGGCAAUAAGAUCAAAACCACAAGGAACACUCAGCCAUAUACAACAUCGACAUACUAACAGUUUGAGCGUGGAAAGAAAGGGAACGCCUCUGGAGCAAAGGUCAGAUUUCAGGUCGGUCUCAUCAUGUACGCUGUGAUGACCUUUGUCCUGAUUUAUUCUUGUCGUAGACACGUUCAUGUGCAAAGCAUGUUCCAGUUUUAUUUACUAAAAA
Messenger RNA from Thalassophryne amazonica, 1089 nucleotides. Its product is annotated as chemokine-like protein TAFA-1. Gene Ontology annotation, biological process: neuroblast differentiation; regulation of neuroblast proliferation. Gene Ontology annotation, molecular function: receptor ligand activity. NCBI's taxonomy places the organism in Eukaryota, Metazoa, Chordata, Actinopteri, Batrachoidiformes, Batrachoididae. Bases 495 to 935 code for a protein of 146 amino acids. The record is from RefSeq and is a predicted model, not a curated record. The transcript has 5 exons.